Messenger RNA from Fopius arisanus, 3421 nucleotides. RefSeq names its product protein phosphatase 2 regulatory subunit tws (gene tws). NCBI's taxonomy places the organism in Eukaryota, Metazoa, Arthropoda, Insecta, Hymenoptera, Braconidae. The record is from RefSeq and is a predicted model, not a curated record. Gene Ontology annotation, cellular component: protein phosphatase type 2A complex; cytosol. Gene Ontology annotation, molecular function: protein phosphatase regulator activity; protein binding. The transcript has 9 exons. The coding region runs from base 785 to 2116 and encodes 443 amino acids.
AAUCGUGAGAUUUCGGCAAGGCAAUUGCGGCAGUGGCGCUGGCAUCCGCCAAUAAACCCAAGUAAGCAAGUAAAUCAAGUAAACCUAUCCCACAAGGGGGGUGCGAAAAAGGGUCUAUCGAAAAAGCCAGAAGAGUGAAAGAGAAACGAACAAAUGUGCCCACCGGAGAAACUGAAAAACCGGCGCGAUCUACAGGCAACAAAAAUGGCGGCCCACUGAUAUUUCCUUGAAUUAAUCCCCAUAGAGAAGAGAGAAGAAAAAAAAAUCCAUCGCUUGGCGAAGAAAAAAAAAAUUUCCCCAACAUAGGCGGUUGUCUCGCGUUCUAUUCAAUACCCUGCGCUCUUGAAUACAAAUUCGAUUCUGACGUCACACGACAAUUUCAAAGACGAAAAACUCAAUUUAUCCCGGUGUAGACGCCUUGAAAUUCCACUUGAAUAGACUUGAAUGACUCCAAUCAUCCUUGAACUUAAUCGUCAAUUAUCCCUAAACAAAACGGAAUAAUUAAAAUCGAGUGGGACUGAUCGGAGUGAAUCCGAGUGUAAUACAACUUGUGAAACGCGUGACAGUGAAAAUAUCGAAAUCUUAUUUAAUACCAACGAAUAUGUGACACGCGCUGCGGAUUAUAACACCACUGUGUGUCAACUUCUCCAUUCCCCUCCCACAUUCCAUUAUUCUCCAUUAAACAACAAACAAAAUCACAAGAUAUCAUUUCCAUCCACCUGUUCUGUUCAUUCCACCAAGAAUUACAUCAAGAUUUAAUCACUCUGCAUAUUAUAGCCGAAAUAUGGCCGGCAAUGGUGACAUACAGUGGUGUUUCUCGCAGGUGAAGGGAACCCUCGAGGACGACGUCACCGAUGCUGAUAUAAUCUCUUGUGUGGAAUUCAACCACGAUGGCGAUCUACUUGCUACUGGGGACAAAGGCGGCAGGGUCGUUAUUUUUCAACGUGAUCCGAUUAGUAAAAAUAGUAUACCCCGAAGAGGUGAAUACAAUGUGUACAGUACAUUUCAGAGCCACGAGCCUGAAUUUGAUUACCUGAAGUCCCUCGAGAUUGAAGAGAAAAUAAAUAAAAUAAGAUGGUUGAAGAGGAAAAAUCCAGCUCACUUUUUACUGUCGACAAAUGACAAAACGAUUAAACUGUGGAAGGUCAGUGAACGAGAUAAGAAGGUGGAGGGUUACAACACUAAGGAAGAGAGUGGGGUGAUGCGUGAUCCAGCUUGUAUCACUGCCUUGAGGGUUCCCACGAUUAAGCCAACGGAGUUGACAGUCGAAGCGUCACCGAGGAGAAUAUUUGCCAAUGCACACACAUACCAUAUUAACAGUAUAAGUGUCAACAGCGACCAGGAAACAUACCUCAGUGCCGAUGAUCUUAGAAUUAAUCUGUGGCAUCUCGAGAUCACUGAUCAGAGUUUUAAUAUUGUAGACAUUAAACCAACUAAUAUGGAAGAACUCACGGAGGUAAUAACGGCAGCAGAAUUUCAUCCAGUCGAAUGUAAUCUACUCGUGUACAGCAGCAGUAAAGGUACGAUAAGAUUGUGCGACAUGAGAUCAGCUGCACUCUGCGAUCGUCAUAGUAAACUAUUUGAGGAGCCCGAGGAUCCGACAAAUAGGAGCUUUUUUUCGGAAAUUAUUUCUAGUAUAAGUGACGUCAAGUUAAGCAAUUCCGGCCGUUAUAUGAUCAGCAGAGACUACCUCAGUGUCAAAGUGUGGGACUUACACAUGGAGACUAAACCAAUCGAGUGUUAUCCUGUUCACGAAUAUUUGAGAUCAAAAUUGUGCUCGUUGUACGAGAACGACUGUAUUUUCGAUAAAUUCGAGUGCUGCUGGAGUGGCAAUGACUCCGCAAUAAUGACUGGCUCAUACAACAACUUCUUCCGUGUAUUUGAUCGUGCGACGAAGCGUGAUUUGACACUUGAAGCAGCACGCGAUAUUGCCAAGCCAAAAACACUUCUGAAGCCACGUAAAGUAUGUACAGGUGGCAAACGCAAGAAAGACGAAAUAAGUGUCGACUGCCUGGACUUUAACAAAAAGAUACUCCAUACUGCAUGGCAUCCCUCGGAAAAUGUUGUCGCCGUCGCAGCGACGAACAACUUAUUCCUGUUUCAGGACAAACUCUAGCACAUUUGCGUACAGAUUAUUCAACGCUAUAUCCUGACGUGAAUGUGUGGUAUGGAGUUGGAAAUUUCAAAAGAAAGAAAAAAAACGAAAAAUAAAAAAAAAUUAAAAGGUACGCCGGUCAAACACAUUGAGUAUUCCCGGCAAUUUGUUUGCGGAUGGAUUAGUGUCCCUGGCCGACACGAGAGGAAAAGCCCCGAUUAAUCGAGAAAGAAAGCUGAUUAACGCUAAUGCAUACUCGCGCACACGCUGCACACGUGCAUAAAAGACAUUAAGCUAGGAUUUAUCCAGACAGAUAGUGCAUACGUUAAAAUUCAUAUUGAAAAUCAAAAGAAAAUUCGUUAGAAAGGGCACAACGUUUUAGUUUUUUAAAAUGUGUACUUUUGUGUACUUUUGGUGUGCACGAGUGUCCGGAGUUAUGAUGCCCGGCGUCUCAAUAAUGAUCUGACAGUUUCCUCCGUGCAUCCGUAGAAUGAAAGAUGGGAAAAUGAAUAAUUAUUAUUAAAGUGAAAACUCAGUAAAAGAUACAGUGGGCCGUGGACGCUGUGUGUCCGAGAGAAGCCACGAUAGCAAAUUAAUUUAAUCCUCAUCAAGCGUCUCAUCCUCUAGUUUUUACAAUUUUAUUUUUUUUCUCUUUUUCUUUGUCAUGAUCACACUUCAUGUACACCACACCGGGCAUUGAUCUACUAUUUCCUCGUUGAUUUAUUAUCUCCAAGUGGUAGCAAUAAAAUUGUCAAAGCCUCUUUUUUAUGAACAAAUGUGGAACAUUUAUUUAUCUCAUGGGUAUCGAUUUAUUUUUAUGUAGGGCCUACAUCAGCACACAUUUUUAUUUUUAUAAUAAAUGAAAGUGAACAUAUACGAGUAAUGUACGAUAUCAUAUUAUUUGAUCACGAUCAAUGGGCUCUACCGUGUGUGGUGUUCGCCUGUCCAUUUACAUUUCAUAUGUCGUAAGAGAUUUGUUUUUUUUUUCUCUAUCUUCUUUUCGUCAACGAGAAUUGAAAAAUUUUGAAUUGAAGUGAGAUCGUGGUGAAUAACGCAAUGCGUGAAUUAUAAUGAAUUGUAUAAAAAAAUGAAGAAAAAUCUGUUUUUAAACGCAUGAAUUCUUUUAUUUUUCGCAUUCAUCGUUGUCCCCUUGUUUGCGAAACUCACUUCAUUAGUGGAUUGUUAAUAUUAUUUCUAAGCAGCUAUUUUCUGUCAGCAAGUAGUUUAAGGAUAUCUAAGACCGUUGGUUGGUUUUGUUCGGUGAAAUUGUUCUCUGCAUUCCAAAAUCAGUAUAAAAAUGUCUCUUUGAAGGAUAUUAUACAAUGA